Drosophila bipectinata is the source of this 4820-nucleotide messenger RNA. RefSeq lists its product as uncharacterized. The record is from RefSeq and is a predicted model, not a curated record. Gene Ontology annotation, cellular component: endoplasmic reticulum; Golgi apparatus. Gene Ontology annotation, molecular function: protein-cysteine S-palmitoyltransferase activity. Gene Ontology annotation, biological process: peptidyl-L-cysteine S-palmitoylation; protein targeting to membrane. Lineage: Eukaryota; Metazoa; Arthropoda; Insecta; Diptera; Drosophilidae.
AAAAACUUUAAAAAAAACUCUCCAUUAAAAAAUAUAAUUUAAUAAAAUAAAAAAAUAACAAAGUAACUAUUUUGAUUGCUAAUCUAAACCAUCAAAAUUCUUAAUUCAAAUAUAUCUGUAUCUCAAACCUUUUAAAAAAAAUGCAAAAAUAUCGGUUGGGAAUUAUAUAACGAUUGCGGUUCACUUACUUGCAUCAUCCGUCGAGGGCGUGGCUUAGCAUCUGAUGUAAUGUACAGCUGUGCAGCAGGACUCUUCAUUAUCGCAUCAUCAUCAUCACCAUCAUCAUUGUCAUCAUCAUCAUCAUCACCGGACCCAACUAGCCUAGUCCCCUCUACAAGAUGUCCACGCCAGCAACUGGACUAGCAUCAGGAGCGAAAGGAGCCAACGGAGUCAGGACGGAGACGGAUCACAUCAUAACCAUCAGCACUGCCAGCUUGACGGAGACCGGAAGCGAGGAGCCUGUAAAGGGACUGUCCACGCCGGCCCGCAAACCCCAGACCUCGAUUGGAAUACCAGUUCCCUCAGUAGUGGUCCCGAAUCCCCCCACCAGCAGCGACCAGUCCGAGCGAGGCAAAAAGAGAUCCUUUGGUCUAUGUCGCCUCUCCCAGCUAGUGAGCUAUCAGAACAACAUCGCUGAUGUGCAGCAUCGCCGGGGAAGACGCCUCCACGGUCUGCAGCUGCCCCUGCAUCCUCUCCAGCUGUUCGGCUGGCUGGUACUCCUGCUCUUCGGAGUGGCCAGCUACUGGGUGCUAAUCCCGGCAUUUCAUGCACCGCUGCAGGGUCCACUCUAUGGUCUGAUUACGGGCCUCUACCUGGUGCACAUCGUAUCCCACCUGACAGCCCUGCUGACGGAUCCCGCGGACAAGGAGCUGCGCCGGGUGCACCGCAACGACCGGAUUGUGCCGGAGUUCGAUCGCACCAAGCACGGCCACGUGAUCGAGAACGGCCGGUGCCACUUGUGCAACAUCCGGACCUCGUCCAGCCGCACCAAGCACUGCUCCGUGUGCAACAAGUGCGUGGGCAAGUUUGACCACCACUGCAAGUGGCUCAACCACUGCAUCGGCUCGCGCAACUAUGUGGCCUUCCUGAUGUGUGUAGUCAGUGCGGUGGUGGCCACCCUGGUCAUCGUGGCAGCCGUGGUGGCCCAAAUCGUCUUCUACUACGUCCAGCCGGAGUGGCUGAGCUUCUACUGGUGUCGGAUGGGCGCCCCCUCCGCGUCGUCGUCAUCGUCGAGCCACCAAAUGGACGGAGGCGACUUCAUAAAUCUCACACUAAGUCUGGGAAACGGCACAAUGAUGCUAAUGGAGCAGGAACCGGAAACGGUGGCGGGGGAGCCACCGAGCGGGGAAAUGGACGAGGAGAUGGCGAACAUAACCAUGUCCACUCUGCCCACCCUCCUGGAAAAUUUUACGGCCCUGAUAGAAGCUAGCACGGCUCAGCCGGGGAUUAGCAGCCUUAGCAAUCAGACAGUGACGCCCGUUGUGGACGGAAUCGGAGUCAAUGAGACGAUUUUCCUGCUCCUGCUCGGGGUCCUGGGGCUUCUGGCCGCCGUCAGCGCCGGCCUGCUGCUCCACUUGUGCUUCUUUCACAUCUACAUCUCCUUUUUGGGACUGACUACCUACGAGUACAUCAGAAACCACCGCCAAGCUCAGGAGGCCAAGGCCAAGCAGCUCCAGGAGGGAGCUGCCACUGUGGCCAAGAACGGGAGUGUCCACUUCUCUGCGUACCUGCCCGAGCCGCACAAUCCGUCCAGAUCGUUGCCCGGGGGCCAGCAGCUGUACUGCUGCUCCAGCGCCCCGCAUCCCAGCCAGCAGUCCCAGGAGGCGGUGGUGGGCCAAACCGAACAGUCCAUGCGGCUGCACUGCUGCUCCAGCUCGCGGGAGUUCCAUCAGAGUCGGCAGGCCAUCUACGUGUGCUCCAUGCUGGAGGAGGCAGGUCCCCAAGUACAGUUGGACCAGGACACCCUCAGCAGCUUCCACUGCUGCUCCAGCUUCGCGGCCAGCUCGCUGCAGCGACGGGUUAGUGUGGCCAAGGGAUCGCUGAUCUCGCCGGAACCGCGUCCCCAGCGGCCAGCGACCUAUGUCCAGUACACGGAGCAGUGUACGCUGUGUACCUUCCGGCUGAGAAGGGGACCGGGCGGAGCAGGAUCCUCGGGAGCUGUGAGCAGUGCCGGCGGGAGCAGCAGCACCCGCACCCUGACCAGCCAGACGGGUGGCGGAUCCUCCUCCACGGGCACGGCAGCUGGGAAUAUCUCAAAGCAUCAGCGCUGGAGGCGGAAAUGGAACUGUUGUGCCUCGGUGCCGGAUAGUCCCGAUGUCCCCAACGAUCUCCUGGCGGCGUUGACGUUUCGAGAACGGGAAGAGGCAGCUGCGGCCGGUAAGCUGAAUGCCCAGGAGCUGCCCAUCCAGUUUAUACGCACCCUGAAUGGCGGUCUGGAGCCGGAAACCCUGCCCUUGAAGAUAACCACCACACCGACGCCGCCGAGAAGCUCCAGACUCCGGCACAUGUUGCGUCUGCUGGGACGCUAUCGACGACCCCGCUGUCGUCACGGGUCGCAUCAUGGCAUUGCGGCGAAGGAGCACGGCGGUGUGGGCGUCGGCAUCAAACAGAACCAGAUACGUCCAUUGCAACUGCAGGCGGCAGGGCGUGGCUAUGUCACCAACUCGACGGCCACACCCACGCCGCCUGCCAGCUCCCCGAGCCGGAGCUCCCUGGAGAGCAGCGAGCUGAGCACGAGCACGAGUCCCUCGAGUGGGCGCAAGGAGCUGAUGCUGCUGCCCACAUCCGUGAUAAGAGACGACAGCGUGACCACCUACACGCUGACGCUGCCGCCCGCUCUACCUCCGCCGACGCGAAGGAAAAUGAACCAGACCAGUCAGGAGCUAGCGGAGCUGGCUGAGACCCUGGGAUUUGCCAGCAAUCUGCAGCAGCUCUCGCAGCAGAACCAGCAGUCGCAGACGAACAGCAGGACACUGCCAAGUUUGGGCAACGUCUACAGGCGGCAACGACGGAAGCACUUCCUGCGGACACGCUCGCCCACCCUGUCGCCCAUCCACGAGUCCGGCCUGUCGAAUCCAACCUCGCCGCAACCGCUGCGCCACCACCAACACCAGAUCCUAGCCAACUCUAACUCCAAUCCGGCCAAAGCCACAUCCUCGCCAUUGCUAAGCCGAGCCAGCGGCACCUCGUCAACGGCUCUGGUCCAGAACCUGUGCAGUCUCGCCGGCGAAACCCUGAGGAAGACCGCCUCGAACAGUUCCCUCCAGAGCCUCAGCUCCAACUCCAGCAGCACCUAGAUGGCCGUGGCGUGUGGACAGUUCCUCGUACGGUUUCGGUUUUAGUCCCUAGGUUAGUCUUAGUCUUAGCUGUAGUGCUAUCCACUCCCCCCGAUCCCCAAUUUCCACUCUGCAGGAGCUCCGGGAAUCAAUUAAUCCCCAAGUUGGCAUUGAAAGUCAUAACUGAAAUCAAUUACCAGGCCGAGUGGCCGAGUGGAUGGGAGCUGUCGGGGCCAGUUUGGGAAAUUGGCUUUAAUGCCAUGCGGUUUCAUAGCCAAACUCAAUUACCGCUUUUGAUUUGAGCUUCUUUGUUUAACGGAUUUAUUGGGAAACUGUGGCUGGACGAUGCUAUUAGAAGGGGAUUAGAAAGGGGUAUUAUGGUUAAAGUUUAAUGGAUAAUUCUCUUUCUAGAAUUUCUUUAUAAUGCAGUUCACUACUUGACUCAUGGAAUAGUUUUUGAAACUUUCAGAUCCCUCUGCUGGCAUCUCUUCAAAGAAAUUUCCAAGCUGGCUUUGUUCGGUGCUGGCAUCGUUAGCUCCUAACUGCGGCCCCUCCUAACUAAACACGUCUUUGGCAUCCAUUGAAUGGCUUUGCAGUCGGAUUGAUAAAAUAUGCAACAGCAUGUGGAGGGGAGGAGCAGGAGCAGGAGAUGCCGGAGAUGUGAAGCCAUCCCCUAGAGCAGAGUCCUUUUUUUGUCGAGUCCUCGCACUCCAUCCGCGCAUGUAUUGAUUUUCAUUUUGCAAAAUGUGUAAGCGAAGGCGUCACUGGAGGAUGAUUACGUAUUGUAUCUGCAGCUGUAGCUACGGCGUGUAUCUCGCAGGAUACAACUGCAGCAUGUUGCCAAAUUGUUACGCAAAUGUUUUCAUUCGAUUUAAAUUCAAAUGCAGGGACACAACCCCAUGCCGAUGGCAAUUGUCGUGGGUGGGGAACUUGAUUUCGAUGCCAGGGACUACAUAGCUAGCUAGGGGUAGGGGGUGUGCACAUUAAAUAUGCCGAAACUGAAUAAUUAAUGGGGCGCAAGUCAGGAAAACAAAAACGAGAACAGGUCCUUCGAAGGGGAGUGCGAGUGUGGGACUGGAAAUGGAAAUGCGUCAAAAGCUAAAAGUGAGAUUGAGUUCUCUGCCUCCUUCUGGCCCUUCCUGUUCAAAUGUCAGUCGGACAGCUAUCGAGGAUUGCCCCUGGCAAUCCUAGAGGCAGGAUACACAUAGAUGGAUAGACAGCCGUAACGACUACGCACAUGACACUCCCGGCUCCAGCCACAUCCACUGCUUGGCGGUUCAUGUUAUUGAAACUGACAGGCAAGCGGGCAAAUGGAAAGUCCAUUUUUAACUGGUUACUGGGUAGAAAGAAGGAGGCGGUGUCAGUCAGAUAGAUUGCCAGGAGGAGCAGGAUUCAGUGCCGGAAAUGUCCGUUGAGUGGUUUGGUGAGGUGCGGCCCAGUAGUUCGCCGAGUGUGAUUAGUUUUUCCUUCGUGGAUGAGCAGGUGGCUCUUCUGGAAUUCCAAAUCAAUUUCUGAUGACCCCAACCACCCAUCAAUCUAUCGUCU